Messenger RNA from Naumovozyma dairenensis CBS 421, 4548 nucleotides. It is a transcript of the gene HSL1, whose product is annotated as protein kinase HSL1. The transcript has a single exon. Gene Ontology annotation, cellular component: cytoplasm. Gene Ontology annotation, molecular function: ATP binding; protein serine/threonine kinase activity. The record is from RefSeq and is a predicted model, not a curated record. Lineage: Eukaryota; Fungi; Ascomycota; Saccharomycetes; Saccharomycetales; Saccharomycetaceae. The coding region runs from base 1 to 4548 and encodes 1515 amino acids. Gene Ontology annotation, biological process: intracellular signal transduction; protein phosphorylation.
AUGACAUCCGUCGUCUCUAGAAACAAAUAUCACGAUACCAAUAUCGCAGCUCAAAACGCUGCUAAAGCAGCCAUGUCAAGGAAAAUCAAUAAUGAGAACAUAAAUCCAAAAAUAAAUAACAAUAUAUUAUCCAGUAAAAAAUCGACUCAACAUUUAGAACGAGUAGUUCAAUCAGUCAACGAUGCCACGAAAAGAUUAUCACAACAGGACUCUCAAUUCACAACUAAUACAAAUACAAAAUCAUCUAAAAGAAAAUCAAGAGAUACAGUGGGCCCAUGGAAACUAGGUAAAACACUGGGUAAAGGUUCGUCAGGAAGAGUUCGCUUGGCUAAAAAUGUGGAAACUGGUCAAUUAGCUGCCAUUAAGAUUGUACCAAAGAGAAAUAAAUUCGUUAUGAAAAAUUCAAAUUCAAACAUCUCUUUCAUGUCUGCAACUUCUUCUGCUUCUAAUUCUGCAUCCUUGGUGUCUAAUAUUGGAUUGAAAGAUAAAAAUAGUAACACUAAUAAUAAUGAUACUAAUAACAACUACAAUAACAACAACAACAAUAACAAUAAUAGUAAUAAUAAUAAUAAUAUUCAAAAUAAUACCUAUGGGAUCGAAAGGGAAAUUGUAAUCAUGAAACUCAUCUCUCAUCCAAAUGUAAUGGGGCUUUAUGAAGUGUGGGAGAAUAAAUCUGAAUUAUAUUUGAUUUUAGAAUACGUAGACGGUGGUGAAUUAUUCGAUUAUUUAGUCUCUAGGGGUAAAUUACCGGAAGCUGAAGCAAUUCAUUAUUUCAAACAAAUUAUACAAGGUGUUUCAUAUUGUCAUUCUUUUAACAUUUGCCAUCGUGAUUUAAAACCAGAAAAUUUAUUGAUAGAUAAGAAAAAGAAAUCCAUUAAAAUCGCUGAUUUCGGAAUGGCUGCUUUGGAAUUACCUAAGAAAUUAUUGCAAACAUCAUGUGGUUCCCCACAUUAUGCAUCACCAGAAAUUGUUAUGGGUAAAUCGUAUCAUGGUGGUCCAAGCGAUGUUUGGUCAUGUGGGAUUAUUUUAUUUGCACUUCUAACAGGCCAUCUACCAUUCAAUGAUGAUAAUAUUAAAAAAUUAUUAUUGAAAGUUCAAGCUGGGAAAUAUCAAAUGCCUAAAAAUUUAAGUGAUGAAGCUAAAGAUCUUAUUUCCAGAAUUCUAGUUGUUAGUCCUUCCAAAAGAUUGACUACUGUUGAAAUAUUAAACCAUCCUUUAAUCUUAAAAUAUGAAAAAUCAUCCAAAAAGAAGCAUAUGGUCAAGGGUAAAUCUAACUCAGACCUUCAUUUGCUAGAUUCAAUAUCACCGGAAAACAUCACUCUAAAUUCAAGAAUGGAUAUAGAUGAAUCAAUAUUGAAAAAUUUACAGAUAUUAUGGCAUGGUACAUCUCGUGAUAUAAUCAUCGCAAAGUUAUUACAGAAACCAAUAUCUGAGGAAAAAUUAUUUUACUCUCUUUUGUUACAAUAUAAACAACGUCAUUCAGCUAAACCAGUGGUUAAACCAGCCGAACGGGAAUCAUUACCAACAGCUACAAUUAUAUCAUCACUUUCGCAUACUCCAAUGAAACAAAAGAAUCUUCCCUCUGUAGCACCAAACGUAAAAAGCAAUCAAAAAGAAGAAUCCAACGUCGAAGAUAGCUAUACAGUAGAAGAUGUAGAAGGAAAUGCUCCUAUGGUAACUCAGAAAUCACAAUUCAGCCUACAUCCUUUCAAAAACGAAGUGCCUUCAAUGGUGCCGGCAAUACCUAUUUUUACAGCAUCCAAUUCACGUAGUUUCAAGCUAAGUCCGUCAAUGGCAUCUUUUAAGUCAAGAGUACCAUCAACAUGCUCAUCGUCCAAUCUCCUAUUGAUUAAGUCACCAUCCAAAAGGGCGUUAAAUACUUCUACCCCACUUGCGAGCCCGAAAAGAACUCUACAACCAAGUGUAUCAAUCAAAUCAUUACGUACCUCUUCAUCAAAGAAAUCACUGUAUGUAAAGAAAGUUAGAAGAACGUUACAAAACUCUGAAUCUAAGAGAUCAUUAUAUUCAUUACAAUCAAUCUCUAAACGUUCUAUUAAUCUAAAGGAGUUCAUCGCUGAAGAUAUUGCGCUGCCUACGAAUACAAAUAUUCCUGUCUCAUCAUCUAACCGCUCUCUAGAAUCAAAUAAUAAUGAUUUUGAAAUAUUAUGUGAGCAAAUAUUAUUUGGUAAUGCUUUGAAUAAAAUUAUGGAAGAAGAAGAAGAAGAAGAAGGAAAAAGAAGAAAAAGAUUUGGAACAGGGGCACUGUCAAACAUAGAACAAGUUACAUAUAGUGAACAAAAUAUAAGAGAAGAAAAUGCUCAAGACAAUGAUACAAUCACUAAUUUUGGUUCUAUUAACGAAACAAUAACAUCGUCAAUAGGUACACAUAUCGCUAAAAGUUCCGAUAUCGAUGGUCUUUCUCCAGGUAUGAAACCCGCAUUCCCUUUUCACAAUAAUUCAACCCAAGUAAAAAAUAAUACAGUUAGUGAGAAUAAUAAAUCUGAUAGAUUAGUACUUAAAAAUAUUACAAACACCUACGGUCCAAACGAGCAUGAAAAAUCAACCGAAAUGCAUUCGAAAAAUAAACCAGUGUCUGCUUUACCCAGCAUUGAGAAAAAUGGCCAUCAAAUGUCAAACUACAACCCUCUACGCAUGACUUCAGAACCAAACGCUCCUGCUGUACCACAUUCCUUAGAUCCUCGCCGUAAUUUCUCUCAACCUAGUAGAGAACAAAACUCAAAUAUCUUUGCAUCGUUAUUGAAGAAUACCAAAAGAAAGCCAUCGCUGCCGAAUAACUUCCAGAAGAACGUAAGAAAACAAGAUGAUUGGAAAACUGGCAGAGAAUCAAUAUUUGUUGUAGAUCCCCAAAUUGGUAUUGCCAAUUCUCAACAUUUAUCUAAGACAAGUACUAGGAAUUCAAAAGAUGUCGACACUACCGCUCCAAGUAUACUAGCUCAAUCCAGCAUAAUUCAAAAACCACUAUUAUCCCUACCUUCUGGUUUGCUAAAUCAAUCCAUGACUUUCAAAAAUCUCAAUGACUUCUUGUCAGAUGACUCUAAUAAUCCAGAUCUUCUAUACAAUUCGAGAAGGUCGAGUCAACUUCUCCAAUCAACUCCGAUCCAUCAUAAUCAAAUGGGUAGCGUUAUCCAUCGUGAUCCGACAAGUCAAAAGCUACAUACUGUUAUUAUGGAAAAAGAAGAGGGCCCUUCCUUUGUCCCAACACCUCAUAACUUAGACAUCGAAACAGCCUCCGCCGACAUGAAUGAAUUUUCUGACUUGUCUUAUGCCAUGGAAAUCCCAACGAAUACAUUCACAGCACAAGCAGUUAAGAUAACUAAUAAUACAGACAUUAACCAAUACGGUUUUGGAAGUGAUAUGAAGUCUACAAGGAUACAUACACCAAUAGCGAAUCAUUCAGGAGUCAAUAUUUUUGAAGACCCAAUCAUUGAAACAAGCUCAUCUGAGACAUCCUCAUCAGAAACUGAUUCACAAGAUAAUCCUUACAAGAAAGUGGUUUCCAUUGAUACAGUCAAUACGGCUCAUAUCGUCACGUCGCCAAGAGCUAAUGUUAGAAUCAGUUUAUAUGCAAAUAAUAAUAUUAAUCAAUCUUUCCCAAGAGAAACCACUGAACAAAUAAUAUCAAAAUUUAAAUUGACUCCAGAGAAAACGAAAACCGAUAAUUUGCUAGACAAGAGAUUUUCAGAUUUAUUGACAAGAGAAGAGAAAGAUGAUAUCUCUGGGAGCGUUUUGUCUAUGUUCAAAGAUCUUGAUGAAGGUGAUGAAGAUGUUCAAAGAGAAAAGCAAAGUGAUAUAUUAAGGCUGAACAAGAAGAAUAAUUUAAAGAAUGAGUCAGCAGAAAAAAAUAGAAUUACAAUGUUAUUUGAUGACGAGGAGAGGAGAGAAGAAGGUGCGGAAAUAUACAAAGAAAUGGGAUCUAUGGACCAUAAUGAGCCUGAAGUUACAAAGCCUAGUGAUAGAAAUACCACAAAGCACGUAUCUGUAGUUCCAGAUGUUGCUGUUCAAAUGGAAGAUGUUAUGGACAAUGAGCAUAUAAUCAACGAUUCGAAUAAAACUAUUGAAGACAAAAGACCAAAGAAAAAAUCAGUUGUUAAACCUCAAACCGAUUUUGUAAAAAAGACUGAACCAGUCCCAAUAGCACAUAAACAGAGCUGGUUUUCCAAGUUAUUUGGUGGAUUCAAAACCAAUACGAGCAAGUCAAAAUUAACCGAGCAUCAUGUAACGAACAUUCCGUUUGAUGAUGUUCAUAUGUUAUCUCUAGGUGAGUUCGGAAAGAAAGGUAUUGAUUUCCAACUAAAGGAAUUAGAUAGAAAAGGUAAUAAAGAACGAGUAGAAUAUGACUGUCGAUUCUCAAAAGGUAAUUUUAAAUUCAAACUCAGUAUUGGGACCAUUAAUAACAAAUCUACUGUAAUAACGAUUAAGAAGAAAGGUAAGAACUACAGUCCAGAAUCAGAAGCUACUUUUAUUAAUUUUAACAGAGAUGUCAAUGCAUUACUCAAAUCGAUGGAAAAGAAGAACCAAUCAUCUUAA